UGAUGUCCCCGGGUGUUGUGCCACAUUUCAACACAGACGGCGGUGAGGGGUCAAUGUUGUCGGGGUCACUGGUCGGUACCACGUGGGGACGUAAAACCGGCGUUUACAAUGGACAAUUGAUACUUCUCGCGUCAUGUACGUUACGUUGAGACACGUGUAGGGCUAAAUAGUUGUGUGUAUUGAGGUCUAACUGCUUGUGAAAGUAGGCUAGUGGUUUGUCAACUCCAGCACACUAGGAAGUGGUUAACUUGUGAUGUAGCUAGGCUUGACUGGGGUGUUUAAAAAAAGCUUUCGCACGAACGUCGAAUAAUUUCCUAGUUUCUCUAACUAACUUCAUUUAUUUUAUUUUUAUCUCAGGGAAUGUAUUUUCUUUAAACGACGUUAUUUACUAACGUGGCGUAAUAAAUAGAAGCUGGUGUCAUUUGUAGUUUGAUUGGUGGUGUAACAGGCUUGGUUUAAAUGUACCAACACGGUAUUUACUAACUGUCUUGGAGCUGUCAUAGACAACCGUAGUCGGUCUACGCUGAACUCUCACUAAAAUGUAACCGUAAUACGUGCCUGGAUUGUUUUCACCAGCACGUCGUUGAAUAAACGUAAGAUACAAUAUGAGCAGCGGAAAACCCUCUUUGGUUGAUGGCGAAAUCAACGACAAUGAAAAUGUGUCCGAUAUGGAAAAAAAUAAAAUGAUGUUGUCUGCCGGUGACAGCGAGGAGGUGCGCCUGGAGAACAAUAUACAACUCAACCGGAACGGUGACGAUACAACCAAAACGACAAAACUCUACAAGCGGAGAUGGUUCAUCGUGCUGCUGUUCAGUUCGUAUUCUCUCUGUAACUCCUUCCAAUGGAUCCAGUACGGAAUUAUCAACAACAUUUUCAUGAGGUUCUACGGGGUAGGGUCUUUUACUAUAGAUUGGAUGUCUAUGAUCUACAUGUUGACUUACAUCCCCUUCAUAUUCCCAGUCACCUGGUUACUGGAUAAGAAGGGUCUCCGUAUUAUUGCGCUGGUGGCCACGGCCAUGAAUUGUGCGGGGACUUGGAUCAAGGUGACAAGCGUGAGACCGGAUCUGUUUGCGGUGACCAUGCUCGGACAGUUCUGUUGCUCCCUUGCGCAGGUGUUUAUCCUUGGGAUGCCUUCGAAGAUCGCAUCGGUGUGGUUCGGAUCGGAGGAAGUGUCCACCGCUUGCUCCAUCGGGGUCUUUGGAAACCAGUUGGGUAUAGCCAUUGGGUUCCUGGUCCCUCCCAUCCUGGUGCCUAACGUUGAGGACAUGGAUCAGCUGGCCUAUCACAUCAGUAUCAUGUUCUACAUCACAGCAGGAGUUGCUACACUGCUCUUCCUACUGGUCGUCAUAGUGUUCCAGGAGCGUCCGGAGCUCCCUCCCACCCAGGCUCAGGCGACAGCUCGCUGCAUCCCUCCUGAACAGUACUCCUACACAGCCUCCAUCCUCAGGCUGCUCCGAAACAAACCCUUCCUCCUCCUCAUCCUCACAUACGGACUGAACGUGGGCUGUUUCUAUGCUGUUGGCACACUACUGAACCGCAUGAUCAUCGAGCAUUACCCUGGUGAAGAGUUGAAUGCAGGGAGGAUAGGUCUCACCAUCGUUAUCGCUGGCAUGGUGGGGUCGCUGAUCUGUGGUAUCUGGCUGGACAGAACCAAAACAUACAAACAGACUACCCUGGCGGUCUACCUCAUGUCCUUCGUAGGGAUGUUGGUCUACGCCUUCACCCUCAGUCUGGGUCAUCUCUGGGUAGUCUUCCUCACCGCUGGAGCCCUGGGGUUCUUCAUGACAGGCUAUCUUCCCCUGGGCUUUGAGUUUGGUGUGGAGCUAACCUACCCCGAGUGUGAAGGCACCUCUUCAGGCCUGCUCAACUGCUCUGCACAGGUGUUUGGUAUCAUCUUCACUAUCUGCCAGGGGAAGAUAAUAGAUAACUACGGGACGCUGGCAGGAAACAUCUUCCUCUGUGUCUUCCUCUUCAUCGGAUCAGUCCUUACAGGCUUCAUCAAGUCAGACCUGCAGAGACAGAAGGCUAACCAGUUGGCCAAGGCAGCUGAGGACGGACUGCUCUCUGGACAGCAGCAGGGCUACGGGGCCACGGCUCUAAUCAAGAGACUGGACAGCCCUUCUGAUUCUUCUCAGACUUGAUCACUAACCCCCCCCCCCCCUAACGCUUACACUCUUAGCUCGAACCUCAGACGAGCCAAGGUCCCUUCAGAUCCCGAUGACGGGAACCUCCCUGCCUCCGCAGUCCUCGAAGGAACAAGGUUUUAGAGACGGACGAGCUGCUGGAGACACACACACACACACAUUAAAUCACCAGCAUCUCCCACCCUGUGGAAUGUGAAGUUUAGGGGAGGAGCACAAUCAGGAAGUGUUUACGACCACUUCCCUUUAACACUGUCCAAAAAGACAUCCAAUAUUUAUGCAACAACAAAUAUUAUUUCUGUAUAAUUUCUAGAUAUAUAAUUUCUAGAUGUGCCAUAUCUAAUCUACAAAAUGUUUACUGUCCAAAAUUAGCACAAAUAAUACUGUCGUUCUACAGUAUACACUGAGUAUAGAAAACAUUAACACCUGCUCUUUCCAUGACCGACUGACCCAUGUGAAAGAUAUGAUGCCUUAUUGAUGUCACUUGUUAAAUCCAUUUCAAUCAGUGUAGAUGAAGGGGAGGAGAUGGGUUA
Molecule: messenger RNA, 2674 nt
Organism: Oncorhynchus mykiss (rainbow trout)
Lineage: Eukaryota; Metazoa; Chordata; Actinopteri; Salmoniformes; Salmonidae
Product: choline/ethanolamine transporter flvcr2b
Biological process (GO): heme export; transmembrane transport
Cellular component (GO): membrane
Molecular function (GO): heme binding; heme transmembrane transporter activity
Source: RefSeq, a predicted model, not a curated record